AUGUCAGGAGAGAUAUCCGCCGACAAUAGCGCCGAUGCUGCCACCAAGAAGGAUGAGGCUUCUGGCGGAAAGCGAUCUCUGCCCUCGUUGCUGGAUCACUUCCACGGAAACGACCUCAAGACCCUCUUCCGCUGUUCCGCAGCUGCUUGGGUUGCUUCACUCCUCAUCUUCAUCGAGCCUUCGCUCCAUAGCAUUGGCGUUUCUACAUUCUUUGCCGCGUUAGUUCUCUUCGUCACGCCACCGGCUGGUAUCCUCCUCAUCUACCUGCUCGGGUCCCUAUCCCUACUCUUCGGCCUAUGUUUAGGAUGGGCUUGGGGCAUCCUGACCAUGAAGGCCGCAUUGGCUGCGCGUCCGGCUUCCGAGACCCAAGCACAGCUCCAGGCUCUUCAGCAAGCCGCCGUGGCCCAGUCACAAGCCACCGGCCAAAAUGCUACGGUCAUUAGCCAGAUACUGGUUUACCAAGGUCAUAUGCUGGACGCGCGUGUGACGGCUGUUUACUACGUCAUGAUUUGUGUAUUCAUAUACUUCCUGGCUCGCUUGCGAGCAGGAAACAUCAAGCUCACACUUCUUCACCUCUUCGGGACCAUUGUCGUCGACGUCUUCCUCCUCAUUGGACCUCUGCUACCCUCCUUCACUCCCCUCCUGGGACAAACACUGGUGAAGCCAGGAGCCAUUGGGGUCGGCAUUGGAGCUGCUUGCUGCCUCAUUUUCUUUCCGCAGUCUACUUCCUAUGUGGUUCUUCGGAAAAUGGAGCAGCUCGUCCGCAUGUUUGAUAUACCCCUCGACCUGACCCGGAAGCGGUUUGCUGCUGAGCCCUUGGAACUCAAGCAACUGAGGCAAAGCAAGAAUGACAUGAUCGCCCUUCACAAAGCCAUGGAGCCGGAACUCGCCUUUCUCCCUCUAGACAUUUCCCGUGGCCGAUGGAAUGACAGUGAUGUCAAAGGCCUACAGGAGUGCAUUCGCCAGACCAUGCUAGCGAGCAUCUCCUUGAUAGAUUUCCAUAUGACAACCAUUACUGCUCUGCAGAAGGGGAACAAAGCAGGCUUGAAGUAUGACGAAUACUCGAACAAAGGCCCAGCUGGCGAAAAGAGCAGCAGCCGAGAAAUUGGGCAACGCCAUGUCUUGCAAUAUGCCGAGCUGAUCAAAGCCCUUCGAACGCCGGAGCAUACUGACCUUCGCAUUCGAAUGACAGAAGCCAUGCGCGAAACGACUUUCCAAGUGCGGCAAGCUUGCUCAAAGUCCAUAUCUAUCGUCGCCGAGUGCAUUCACACUGUCAAUACUCGUCGUUGGAUUCGUCAGCCCGCUCAACAGGUGUUCGAUGGGUUGAUUCAACAGUUGGAGGCGGCCGCGGCCACGUUGCAAUCUGCUCGCGGAGCUUGCGUUGUUAGCACCACCGAGGCCAUUCUGGACUGCCACUCAGACCUGUUUGAUCACCUCGGCCAGCUCAAGGUAACAGACACGCUCCAGCCACAGUCACUGCAGGCGAUGAUGGUGGCCAUGGUCAUGGAGGAGCGAAUCCUCAGCGUGGCUGAGGCCACCGAGGCAAUGCUAAAGCACGUCCUGCAGCUCACAACUAUGCAGAAUCGUCACCGCAUCUGGCUGCCGUCUCGUAUCCGUUACGCAAUCAGCUGGAUUCUCAAUGGAAACAGGACAGUCCCCGUCGCGGGCGUCUCUGAUGAUGGCGGUACAAACGAUCCAGACGCGGUCGAUGAACAGUCCAAAAAGGUCCGCGAGCGUCUCCGCCUCAUUCGAGGUUACGAAACCCCUACUCGCGCGGGUCCAGUUGCCAGAGCUAUUGUAGGAACAUUUCGCUGGCUCACCAACCCGGCCGGCAUGUAUGCGAUCCGAAUGGUGGUCGUAACACUUGCCACUGCCAUUCCAGCAUCUCUUCCUCAUUCGGCCGGCUUCUUUUAUCGCGAAAAGGGGUUGUGGGCAGUCAUCACCGCGCAGACAUGUGUCCUUCUCUACAUGGCUGACUUCACCUUUUCUCUCAUCUCCAGGGCUCUCGGCACAGUAAUUGGAGGCGUCUUUGGCCUCGUUGCGUGGUAUAUGGGAUCUGGGAGUGGCCCGGGCAACCCGUAUGGGCUGGCUGCUAGCGUGGCUCUUUUCACCGUCAUUUCCAUGUGGUUGAGGAUAUUCUUGCCGCUGGCCUAUACUCAGGCGACAGCCAUGUGUGGCGUCACCUUCAUACUCAUUAUUGGCUUCAGCUACGACAACCAGCACUUGCCGCAAUACGGAUCGCCAGGCAGGGGAUACCAGGCUUUCUGGAAACGAUUGGUCACGGUCUUGUUGGGGUUUCUAGCUGCGACCAUAGUACAGCUCUUCCCCAAGCCGCCAUCUGCCACCGUACAUGUGUGCAAAACUCUGUCGAAUACCGUUCGAACCCUGUCGGACUACUAUGCCUUGCUUCUGUCACAUUGGAGUCGGGCGAAUCAAGAUACUCACAUUGGUCCUGCUGCCAUAGAGGAUCUGACGCUGGAGGUUGCAGAAACUCUCUCAUCCUUGAACGGCUCAAUAGCCCUGCUCAAGGCCGACUUCAGCGCCGGGCCGUUUGACCAAGCGGUCCUACGCCAGACCCAGGAGCAAUGCCAAAACAUGAACCAAGCGCUCGGAAGACUCCUUUACUUGUCGACCACCCUUCCUAAAGAAUUCCAAGAGAGACUGGUCACCUCACUCGGCGUAUUGGAUGACGGCGCCAUUGGAAAUGUCAUGGCUGUGUUGGCAAUCGUUGAGCAAGCCCUGCGUACCGGGUCUCCUCUUCCCGAAAGGCUUCCCGUGCCUCUUGUGCGCACCUGCUUCGAAUCCCUAUCUUAUGCGCAGCAUCACAAGAUUGAGCUGAGCUCAUCGCUUGUUCGAGAUGAGAAUUAUCGACGCUAUUGCGUUGCUGUGUCGUCUUACCUUAAGUUUUUGUCCGCCAUUGAUGACUUGGUUCUGGCUCUGAAAGAAACGCUGGGAGAACGCCACGUGGUCUACGUAUGGGAGGGCGAUGUUUGA
This is a messenger RNA of Trichoderma reesei QM6a, 2994 nucleotides long. RefSeq lists its product as uncharacterized. Bases 1 to 2994 code for a protein of 997 amino acids. The transcript has a single exon. Lineage: Eukaryota; Fungi; Ascomycota; Sordariomycetes; Hypocreales; Hypocreaceae. The record is from RefSeq and is a predicted model, not a curated record.